CACAUCUCAUGGUACUCUGGAUCUUAAAGAAUGGCCAUGGAAGCCGUUCAAGCAAGCUCUAGAAAUAGCACAGAGCCGAAUUCGAGCACCAGGAUUUCAUUCUCGGCUGAUUUCCUUGAUGAAACCAACUUCAUAUCCAUCAACCCACAUUCUAAAAACGAAGGGAUGGAUGCAGAGGAGACAGAUAAAGCGAGAGUUGCCGACUUCGAGUUCCUUUCGAGCAAAGUGAGCAGCAAUGCUGUGUUGACGGCCGACGAGCUUUUCUUCGAGGGAAGGCUGCUCCCCUUUUGGCAGAAGCAGCAUUCCGAGAAGCUCAAACAAAUCAGCCUAAGAAAAAAUAAAGUGGAAAAUGAUGAAGACGACAACAGUGGGAUGGUGGUGGAAGAGGUAAUAAACAAAGAUGAGAGCAGCAGGGUGAGUUGGUUUGUCGAUGACGUCCCCUCCCCGAGGCCGCCGAAAUGUACCAUGCUGUGGAAGGAGUUGCUGAGGCUGAAGAAACAACGCCCUUCGUCUUUGUCGCUGUCGUCUUCCUCGUCGUCGACGUCGUCGUCCUCGAGCUCAUUGGGGGACGUAGAUGCAUCUGUAGAAGGGAAACAAGGGUCUGGGAAUAGAGAUAAUAACCAUGUGAAGAGGAUAAAGAAAGGGUCGGAGAGAACAAGAUCAGCAAGCAUUAGAAUCAGGCCAAUGAUUAAUGUGCCUAUCUGUACGCAAGUCAAGAGCAGUGCAUUGCCUCCUCAGGUCCCUCUUAGGAAAGGAAGAUUAGAGAGGUGAAGGCAAAAAAAGAACAAAGCCAUAGCUGAGUUUGAUCUGAAUCUAGGCUUCUUCAAUAUGUCCCAUUUGUUUUUAAUUUUCAAAUUUCAAAAUUUUCUGCUCUUUUUUCCCCCUAAUGUCUAGAUAAAAUCUUUGAAUAUGAUGGAUGGAAGUUCAGUUCAGAUGCAUUACAA
Hibiscus syriacus is the source of this 944-nucleotide messenger RNA. RefSeq lists its product as uncharacterized. The transcript has a single exon. NCBI's taxonomy places the organism in Eukaryota, Viridiplantae, Streptophyta, Magnoliopsida, Malvales, Malvaceae. The record is from RefSeq and is a predicted model, not a curated record. The coding region runs from base 31 to 771 and encodes 246 amino acids.